AUGGAAACAAAAAUGGGAUUUUAUACUGUGUCGAACGUAGAGAAUAUGCGUAUAUGUGUGGUUAUGGUAGGAUUACCAGCCAGAGGUAAGUCAUUCAUAUCACAAAAGAUUGUGCGUUAUCUUUCAUGGCUUUCGAUCAGGGCAAAAUGCUUCAAUGUGGGAAGUUAUAGGCGCAAAGCUGGUGCAGCCCAUCCCAGUGCUGAUUUCUUCGAUUCCUCCAAUAAAGAAGCCCUCAAAGUUAGACAGAAGGCCGUCACACAUGCAAUCGAAGAUAUGAUGAAAUGGUACGAGGAAGAAAACGGAGUUGUUGCCAUCCUCGAUGCGACGAAUAGCACCAGAGAGAGGAGAGAAUGGGUUUUAAGGCUGUGCAGGGAGAAUGCAAUUGAACCUAUGUUUUUAGAGAGUUGGUGUGACGAUCAGGACAUGAUUCUUCGCAACAUUAGUGACGUUAAGACUUCCUCACCGGAUUACGAGGGUAUGGACCCCGAGGCUGCUACUCAGGAUUUUUUAAGAAGGAUUAGUAACUAUGAAAAGGUUUAUGAACCUUUGGAUCGUGAUAACGACAAGGACUUGACCUUUGUUAAGCUUAUCAACGUCGCACAGGAAGUCAUUGUAAAUCGCAUUCAGUCCUACCUUGAAAGUAGGGUUGUAUUCUAUGUUAUGAAUCUGCAUAUCAGACCACGCUGCAUAUGGCUCUCUAGACAUGGAGAGUCUGUCUAUAAUGUUGAGAAGAAGAUUGGUGGUGAUUCUUCGCUAUCGGCAAGAGGUUUUCAAUACGCCUCUAAACUACCCGAAAUUGUGAGGGAAAGCGCUGGAGAUGUCAAUCUCACGGUCUGGACAUCUACAUUGUGUAGAACUCAACAGACUGCAGAAUCCUUACCAUACAAGCAAUUGCAAUGGAAGGCACUGGACGAACUGGAUGCUGGUGUCUGUGACGGGAUGACUUACGAAGAAAUUGAAGUGAAGUAUCCAGAUGAUUUUAAGGCUCGGGAUGACGACAAGUACGAAUACAGAUACCCUGGAGGCGAGUCCUAUAGGGAUGUCGUGAUUAGGCUAGAACCAAUCAUUAUGGAGUUGGAACGACAGGAGAAUAUUUUGAUAGUGACACAUCAAGCUGUCCUAAGAUGCAUAUAUGCCUAUUUCAUGAACGUUCCACAAGAAGAGUCUCCAUGGAUGUCUAUUCCGCUGCACACUCUCAUAAAAUUGGAACCAAGAGCGUACGGUACAGAAGUAACCAGGAUAAAGGCCGACAUUCCUGCUGUGAGUACUUACAAGGAGAAGGGCACCAGCAAGCUCGGAGAAUCAAGUGCGUAUGCCACCAAGUACCGUAACCUUCUAAAUGAGCCCUCCAAAUCUGCAUAA
Messenger RNA from Torulaspora delbrueckii, 1362 nucleotides. RefSeq names its product fructose-2,6-bisphosphatase (gene FBP26). Bases 1 to 1362 code for a protein of 453 amino acids. The record is from RefSeq and is a predicted model, not a curated record. Gene Ontology annotation, molecular function: fructose-2,6-bisphosphate 2-phosphatase activity; ATP binding; 6-phosphofructo-2-kinase activity. Lineage: Eukaryota; Fungi; Ascomycota; Saccharomycetes; Saccharomycetales; Saccharomycetaceae. Gene Ontology annotation, cellular component: cytosol. The transcript has a single exon. Gene Ontology annotation, biological process: fructose metabolic process; fructose 2,6-bisphosphate metabolic process.